CGCGGCGUUGCACGCAUGCGCRUCGGGCCGCGGACCGACCCGCGCCAGCCCCGGUCCGUGGACAUGGAGGGAGACGGCGGAUCCGGGGUCCCGGCGCUGCCGGGCGGGGAUGGAGCGGGCGCAGCCCAGGGCCCGGGCCCGGCCGAUGAGGACCGGGACAUGGAGGGGGCCCCCAGCUGCUCGGGGUCGCGCUCCCUCCCCUUCGAGUUCGAGCGGGGUCGCUCGGAGUCCAGCGGCGAUGAGGACGACGACGACGAAGACGACGAGGAAGAGGAGGUGGAGGAGGAGGAGAUGGAGGGCGACACCGGGGCUCGGUUCGGGACGGAUGACGGGGARCUCGACUCGGACGAUGACCGGGAGCGUAUGAUAAACCUCGCAGAGCUGAACCCCUACAUCCUGUGUUCCAUCUGCAAAGGUUACUUUAUUGAUGCUACAACUAUUACAGAAUGUCUGCACACCUUUUGUAAAAGCUGCAUCGUGAGGCACUUCUACUAUAGCAACAGAUGUCCAAAGUGCAAUAUUGUUGUACAUCARACACAGCCUCUUUAUAAUAUCAGACUGGACCGACAACUGCAAGACAUAGUCUAUAARUUAGUUGUCAAUCUGGAGGAAAGAGAGAAAAAGCAAAUGCAUGAUUUCUAUAAAGAAAGAGGAUUAGAAGUGCCCAAACCAGCUGUCCCACAGCCAGUUCCWCCAAGUAGAGGAAGACCUCGAAAAGUUCUGGGCUCAGUGUUCCGGAUCCCACCAGAACUUGACAUUUCCAUACUUCUGGAGUUUAUUGGAGCUAAUGAAGGCGCAGGGAAUUUUAAGCCUUUGGAAAARAAGUUUGUGCGUGUUUCUGGAGAGGCAACAAUUGGACAUGUGGAGAAAUUCCUCAGAAGAAAAAUGGAUCUAGACCCUGCCUGCCAGGUGGACAUAAUCUGUGGUGAUCACCUGCUAGAGCACUACCAGACACUGAGGGAAAUCCGUCAAGUCAUAGGAGAGAGUGCAGUACAGGAUGGUCUACUUGUACUGCACUAUGGCUUGGUGGUAUCYCCACUAACUUAAAGGUUGUUGAAAGAUCAGAUGGCAAAUGAAUCUGAAGUCGUGGAGCUUCUUCACAGCUGUUUCUCACCAAAGAARCCAACACAUUUCCUGUGGCAGGAAGCAAGUGAAAGGAACCACCACUAACUGCUGUGUGCUUGUAGUGUAACGUCUGACUUYAGCACUGUAAAAAAUUGCAGCUCCUGUAAGUACAGCUGUAGAUGUUGCUAUGCUUCAUGUUACAAAUUACUGUCUUCAAAUUUCACUCAGCUCAGGGAAAUUAAAUGCUCGAAGUAGCUGAAUUUUUUUACUUUCUGAAACCACAAGAUUUCACAGGGCAAACAGCCUUUUUUUCCUCUAAGCUCUGAGGUAUAUCUUGCUGUCUAAGUGUGUAGCUAGAACAGUGCUCUCAGGGAUGAUCUUCAGUGAGCAGUAUAAUUUGUUUUGGGGAAGAGACAGUCAUUUGCCUAAAAAAAACAGCGUACUGUGAUCAUCUGUCUUUGGAUGUGAUUUGGGAAGAGGAAGGAAACUUCAGAAAYGCAGACCAAAAUGGGUAGAAAAUGAUGCMGCAUAAGCAUUGUUUUUCGAGAAGUAGCAUUAAAUUUAGUUGYUUUUCUUGAAGAAAGACAAUUUCGUUUGCACUGGAAAUAUAUUUGCUGGUAGUUUGGCUGAUACCAAAUGGUGGAUCAUGCAUCUCUAGUCUGAAUGGAGAUGAGCUGGCUGUAAGCUGGUGAAACUAUGCAUGAAAAAAAAAAGUAGCACCUCUUUCUACCUGCUUGCUGUGUAUAAAGUAAUCACUACCAACCUGAUUCUGCUAUCAUGUAAAAUCUGUCAACUGACUUGACUGUCAGGAGCAUAAAUCCAUUCACUUUAGCACAUACCUCUCCAGCAGCUGUGAAGAUGGUCGCUUUUUCCACUCUUUYUAAUGUGUUUUAGUGCAUUGUAGUGGAGACCAGGGUUGAGUAAUGUAAUACUUGCCUGUUAYUACCAGAUUCACAGAGGACAUUAGGUGAUUUUAAUUUUAACAUACUAAAAUAUUAGGUUUUGUGACAACUGUAACACUUCAAAUUUUCUUCUGUUUAAGAUUUCUGUGUUGUUUUGUGCAGCAUGAAGGACCAGAGAGCUCUGUGUGUUGUGGUCUUGCUGCAUACUGUGUCAUCAGYGUGGGGAUUCAUGAAAGCUUCCAUUAGCACCAGGCUCCUUCCCUUCCCUACAGUCGGUGUAGGGAAGAGAUUACUUUGUAAGGCAUUUCAGAGCACCAAAGUUACAGAGCCACAGAAUGGUGUCAGAGACUGAAAUAAUUCAUGCCUCAAACAUUGAUACGAAAGAAACUACGACCAAAAGGAGGCUUCCUUGAAAUACCUGAUUAGGACUUUCAACUGCCAAGAAACCUAUUGUUCAGUUAUCUCAGGCUGAGAGAAAAAAAUGCAUCCACACAAAAGCAGCAGAGAUUGCUCCCUGGCUAAAUUUGGGGUGGGGGAGGCCACAGCUCAAAGCCACAUACUGUCCCCACCCCUUCCCCCGAAACAGAGAGCAUGGAGAAGAAAUUACACAGACUAGCCCCACAGGCCACAUCCACAGGACAUUCAGGUGAAAAACARCUGAGGGAGUGUCAUAAUCCAUCAAAAACUCCCCAGAGUGCUCCCCUGAAGCUGAGCACCACAGGAUGCAACCGAUUCAGUCUGCUGCAAGGGACUGUCCCCCUGCCCUGGGAGGACAUGCCUGGACAUUGCCACCUGCCUGAGCUAUAUYAACCUGUGGGAUUCUGUGCRUUCUUGUGGGGACCAUCACCACCAAGAAAACCASCURGAGAGGAUCAACACAACAUCRUUAGGAUCCACAGAGAGUGAUAUUUUCCUUAUUCUGUCACUGUCCACCCCACCUCUUUUCUUWCUUCUCCCUUUCUYUCUUUUCUCCUCUYUCCCUCUCAUAUUUGCUAUCAAAUAAAAYCCAUACUAUUGACUGGCAUA
Messenger RNA from Malurus melanocephalus (red-backed fairy wren), 2993 nucleotides. It is a transcript of the gene PCGF6, whose product is annotated as polycomb group ring finger 6. Lineage: Eukaryota; Metazoa; Chordata; Aves; Passeriformes; Maluridae. Gene Ontology annotation, biological process: regulation of transcription by RNA polymerase II. Gene Ontology annotation, cellular component: PRC1 complex. Bases 16 to 1047 code for a protein of 343 amino acids. The record is from RefSeq and is a predicted model, not a curated record. The transcript is spliced from 10 exons.